This is a messenger RNA of Protopolystoma xenopodis, 615 nucleotides long. Lineage: Eukaryota; Metazoa; Platyhelminthes; Monogenea; Polystomatidea; Polystomatidae. The record is from the annotation of a GenBank genome assembly.
CCGUCAAGCAUAGAUAUACAAAAUUGUUUCAAACUGGAAGGCCUCCCAUUCCUUCUUUUCUACUGGCGACAGGCUCGACAAAACUGGAUCUUGCUGCCUUUUCGUGGGCGUUUACGUUGCAGUGCUUCUCGGGCGCUGCGUUGUUGUGUUAUCACAUUGUCGUUGUGUCGUGUGGACAGGCGACCGGAUCUUGAAACAGAUCUGAGCCUCCAAAAGCAGCCAUUCUUCCUGCAGUCAUCGGUUCGUUGUCUGUCUCAACGUCUUGACCAUGCUCUCCGUUUUUGCCAGACGUCCCCUACCUUCGAGACUCCUAGAACGCAUUCUUGCACUUUCCGCGGAUCUGAUUUUGCCCAUCCACUAGCAUCAACUCAAUCACAACAUCCUCUUCAAUAGUGUGAUGGUGUGAAGCCUGUCAGCUGGACUGAAAGACAACGCCUGAUUUUCCGUUAUUCCCGCCUGCCGGGGCUGGCACGACGUCGCCGCCCCGAUCGCUUGCUUUGGCUUUCUCUUGGCAAGGCAAGCCAGAGGUGCGCGCGCGAGCAUUGGCAUUUGAGAGAGCGAGACGUGUGGCGAUGGCGUCUCUCGCGUCGGCCAAUCAACGCUGUGCGUGUGUAA